AUCAGAUUAACAUACAUACUCUUAUUAGCUUGUAUCAAAUUUAUUUUGAGUGUUUAGGUCCAAAGAAUCAUGGAGAGGACACGAUUUGGGCUUUUCUUCUUCCUUCUCUUUCUCCUUGCUUCUCAGAUGGUGGUGCAAAGCGAGGGAAGGCACUGCGAGUCAAAGAGCCACCGGUUUAAAGGAAUGUGCGUUCACGAACGCAACUGUGCUUCGGUUUGUAACUUAGAAGGUUUCUCCGGCGAAAAGUGCCGCGGCUUCCGUCGACGCUGCUUCUGCACCAGGCAUUGCUAACACGGUUUAAACCUAAGAUCUGAGAUUUUAUAUUAUUUGAGUCAGCUCGUUAGUAGUCGUAGUAAUGUUAAGUAAUAAAAUAUGUACUAAUUAAUUGGUACAUGCAAUCUAUGCAUGCAUGGUGCUAAUUAAUUAAUUAAUUAAUUACAAGUACCAACUAUGUAUGUUUUAUUUCUGUGGUUUCAUUAUAUUUAUUUCGCCUAUUUCUAGCUAGGAUAAAUUUAAUUUGUAACGAAUAAUCUUGUUCU
Messenger RNA from Arachis stenosperma, 539 nucleotides. RefSeq names its product defensin Ec-AMP-D2-like. Gene Ontology annotation, biological process: defense response. The transcript has 2 exons. The record is from RefSeq and is a predicted model, not a curated record. The coding region runs from base 70 to 291 and encodes 73 amino acids. Lineage: Eukaryota; Viridiplantae; Streptophyta; Magnoliopsida; Fabales; Fabaceae.